AUGGAGUGCUCACAGGCAACUACACAUAAACACGCCGUAUCUGGACUGAGCACCGGCGCAGAGGAAGGCUCCUGCCAUGGAGCGGGACUGGACGACGUGUCUAGAAGAUCCGAACCGUCGACCUUCGCUGGAGGUUCCGGACCGUCGACCAUCGCUGGAGGUUCCGCACCUGGCACCGUCAUAGGAGGUUCCGGACUGUGGACCGUCGCCGGAAGCUCUGGAAUGGAAACCGUCGCCGGAAGCUCUGGACUGGAAACUACUGUCGCUGGAAGCUCUGGUCUGGAAACCGUCGCCGGCAACUCUGGACUGGUAACCAUCGCCGGAAGCUUUGGACUUCCGAACAACUGGUGUUUUGGACACCAUGUGACCCUCUGCUAUGUGCUGGUGGGCAUUAAUUACUUUCAAAGGAAGAAAUCCGCCCUGCAUGAGGUCCUGUCCGCUGGCAGAGACUGUCUGGUGGCGGGAGACUCAUGCUCCAGUGACGAGACCUGCAGCCCACGUCUGCGGACCCUGCGUCAGUGCGUGGCGGGCGACGGCAGCAUGAAGCUGGGUCCCGGGGCCCGGAGCCAGUGCGCCAACGCCGUCUCAGCCCUGAUUUCCAGCCCCUUGCAUGGCUGCCAGUGCAAACGAGGCAUGAAGAAGGAGAAGAACUGUCUCAGCAUCUACUGGAGUCUCCAUCAGUCUGUCAUACACGGACUCAACCUGGUAGAGAGUUACCCUUACAAAGCCGUGGAGAGAGACUACGACUCCGUUCGUCUGGCCUCCAUCACGGCUGACUCUGAGGCCAACGUGGCGACGGUGAACCGUUGCCUGGACGCAGCCAAGGCGUGUAACGUUGACGACCUGUGCCAGAAGCUCCGCACAGAGUACGUAUCUGCCUGCAUCAAACCCUUGGCCAAGUCGGGCCUCUGCAACAAGGCCAAGUGUAAUAAGGCCCUACGCCGGUUCUUUGAUCGCGUCCCUCCAGCCUACACACAUGAGCUGCUUUUCUGCCCUUGCACGGACAUGGCGUGCGCCGAGCGACGCAGGCAAACCAUUGUUCCCGGCUGCUCCUAUGAGGGCUCAGACAAACCCAGCUGCCUCAUACAGAUGAGUGUGUGCAAGGGUGACUAUGUGUGCAGGUCCCGUCUGGCUCAGUUCCAGUACGACUGCCAACCAGCCGAGUCGUCUGCCAACAGCUGCAAGCAGGGGAACUAUGGAGCCUGUCUACUUGCCUACACAGGCCUGAUAGGCAGUACGAUAACUCCCAACUAUGUGGAUAACUCCACAUCUAGCGUGGCCCCAUGGUGCUCCUGCUCUGCCAGCGGAAACCAGAGAGUAGAGUGCUCCGACUUCCUGGAAUACUUCACCAACAACGUCUGUCUCAGGAAUGCCCUCCUGGCGUUUGGGAGCGGGACAGACGUGAUGCCCACGUCCAGCGAAUCGAGACACCUCAGCCCAGCCACUGGCAGAGAGAGCCAUGCCAUCAACCCUCUGCCUGCUACUGUGGAGACCACACGGAACAUUCCGGAAUCAAUUAUUCCAACACAGGCCAGCGGAAACGACCGAUUGUGGAGAGAUUCUACCCUCCCGUCAGAUGGGCUCCCAAACUCUGCCCCCCCACUUGGCCUACUGCCUCCAACUUCCUUUACUGGCCUUUUGGUCCUACCUCUGGUCUUAUAUGGUCACUAAAUGAUGAAACACUGCCAAGGACCACCCAUAAAGCAGGAGUAUUUGUUCACAAAUUCUGGAUACAUUUUUGUCUUUAGCAUAUAGGCUACUCCGUCUCCUAAACAUAUACAGCAUAGUCCUUUACCUAUUUAUUGUGUGAGUGGUUCAGUUGGACUUGCAAGUCCCUUAGGUGUACGACUUGGAGAGACUGAGACAGAUUGGUUUCAAUCUGUAUACUUGUACAUUGUUAUCGCUUCGA
Oncorhynchus masou masou (cherry salmon) is the source of this 1909-nucleotide messenger RNA. Its product is annotated as GDNF family receptor alpha-4-like. Lineage: Eukaryota; Metazoa; Chordata; Actinopteri; Salmoniformes; Salmonidae. The coding region runs from base 1 to 1671 and encodes 556 amino acids. The record is from RefSeq and is a predicted model, not a curated record. Gene Ontology annotation, biological process: nervous system development. Gene Ontology annotation, molecular function: signaling receptor activity. Gene Ontology annotation, cellular component: signaling receptor complex; external side of plasma membrane. The transcript has 9 exons.